Molecule: messenger RNA, 948 nt
Organism: Geodia barretti
Lineage: Eukaryota; Metazoa; Porifera; Demospongiae; Tetractinellida; Geodiidae
Source: the annotation of a GenBank genome assembly
AUGGCAAGAUCACCAAGAACACGUCAACGACGCGGCGGCGGGCGCCGUCGGCCCAGCAACGGCUCAACCGAUCGGCCGUCACAGCGGCGCGAGGUGGUGAAGUUCGCCGGACCCGUAGACCUCCCAACCGAGAUUAGCGUAGCCGAACUUUCGGAAGUCAUUCGAAGAUCGCCAAUCGAGAUCAUCAAGGAACUCAUGCGCCUCAACAUGAUGGUUGCCAUGAACGACUCGGUGGACUUUGAAGUGGCGGCAACUGUAGCGGUUCGUCUUGGUGUCCGGGUUCGCAAACCUGCUGACGUGGAGGAAUCGGAAGCCUCUGACCGGGUCGGCCUUGAUGAUGAAGCUAGCAAAGUUGAACCACGACCUGCCGUCGUUGCCGUGAUGGGUCACGUCGACCACGGAAAAACCACAUUGUUGGACGCUAUCCGCGGCACGAACGUUGUUGAUGGUGAGGCAGGUGGGAUAACUCAAAGCAUUGGUGCAUAUCAGAUUGACCACGAAGGGCAGUUGAUAACGUUCAUUGACACGCCGGGACACGAAGCUUUCACGGCGAUGCGCGCACGCGGAGCGCAGGCAACCGACAUCGCAGUGAUCGUAGUCGCUGCCGACGAUGGGGUGAUGCCUCAAACGAUUGAAGCGAUCAAUCACGCCAAAGCAGCACAAGUUCCGAUUAUCAUCGCCGUCAACAAAAUCGACCUUCCCGGCGCGGAUCGGACGCGCGUAAUGACCGAAUUGCUCGAGCACGACCUCAUCGUGGAAGAUCUCGGCGGCGAGGUACUUUCCGUACCCGUGUCCGCGCUCAAAGGCGAGGGUGUUUCAGAUUUAAUCGAUUCAUUGCUGCUAUUGUCGGAGGUGUCCGAGUUCACCGCCGACCCUGGGCGAGAUGCCAUCGGCGUCGUUGUUGAGGCCUCGCUUGAUCGGUUCCGAGGUCCGGUCGCGACCGUAUAG